This is a messenger RNA of Stereum hirsutum FP-91666 SS1, 1062 nucleotides long. Its product is annotated as NAD-P-binding protein. Bases 1 to 1062 code for a protein of 353 amino acids. NCBI's taxonomy places the organism in Eukaryota, Fungi, Basidiomycota, Agaricomycetes, Russulales, Stereaceae. The record is from RefSeq and is a predicted model, not a curated record. Gene Ontology annotation, molecular function: oxidoreductase activity, acting on the CH-OH group of donors, NAD or NADP as acceptor. The transcript is spliced from 3 exons.
AUGGCCACAGCUAUCCCUAAAGGUUCCACAGUCCUCGUCACAGGCGUAAACGGCUACAUCGCCUCCCACCUCGCAGAUCAGCUCCUCUCCGCUGGCUACAACGUCCGCGGGACUGUCCGCAACGCUUCUCGCACCCAAUGGAUCAGAGAUCUGUUCGACGAGAAGUAUGGGCCGGGGAGGUUUGAGACGGUCGUCGUGCCGAAGGUGGACGCGGAGGGAGCAUGGGAUGAAGCAGUAAAAGGUGUCUCUGGGAUCGCGCACGUCGCUACCAACGUCUCCCUCUCCUCCAAUCCCCACGAGGUAAUCCCUGAGACCGUCUCCGGAACCCUCUCCCUCCUCCGCGCCGCCUCUCUCACUAAAGGUGACACACCUCUCCGCUUCGUCUACACCUCCUCCUCCAGCACUACUGGCUUCAUCGUCCAUAACAAGCCCCGUGUCAUCACUACCUCCACAUGGAACGACGAGGCGCCCGAGUUAGCAUGGGCUCCGCCGCCGUAUACUGAUCAGAAGAAGUGGGCGGUUUACGCGACUAGUAAGAUGGAGUCGGAGAAAGCCUGUUUCAAGUUCGCGAAGGACUUGGAUGCGGAGAUAAAGGCGGGAACGGCGGGACAGAAGAGGAGACUUGUAGUGAAUAGCGUGUUGCCGUGCGUGAACUUCGGACCGUCGCUGCAUGACACUCAGAGCUCGGAGACGUUGGUCUGGAUGCGGAGGUUGGUUAAGGGCGAUACAGGAUUUAUAAAGGACGCAGUUCCUCCUCAAUGGUUCGUCGAUGCACGCGACUCCGCCCGCCUGCACGUCGCCGCUCUGACAGACCCCAACGUCGUCUCCGAACGUAUCUUCGCCUAUUCAGAGACGUUCAGCUGGUCCCGCGUCCUCGCUAUCCUGCGUCGCCUUUACCCCGACCGAGAAUGGCCGGAGGGUCCCAAGGACGAACCAGAAGAUCUGAGUACAGUGGACGCUCGGAACAGGAGUGUGGAACUGUUGAGGGGGAUGGGGAGGGAGGGUUUCAUUGGGUUGGAGGAAAGCGUGAAGGCUAGCGCUGAUCUGAUUUUGCAUGGGUAG